AGCCUUCGGGCUCGAGCUCGGUCACUUCACUUCCAUCUGCGCCUGUCGACCUCCAGCGCCCCGACCUCGAUCAACGAGGACAACAUGCAUUGAGGGCCCCGGCCCCCCCCGCGCAGGCCCUCGAGGGCCCCGCCUCCGGCGGAACCGCGCGCUCGCCUCGCGUCGCCUCGCCUUCCCCCGGUGGGGCCCAGCGGCUGGCGAUGCAUUGGCUAGGGCCCUUCAUCGUGGCCUUCGUGUCUGCGCCGUGCCUCGCCAACGGGGGGGGCUUGGCCCAGGGGCCGGCGACGAGCCCUGGCGCACCGCGGCCAGCAGGAAGCGGCGCUGGACCAGCGCCAGGCGACCUCGGGUCAGCAGCGCUGGCGCAGCCGAACGGCAGCAGCGUGCCAGCAACCCCGUCGGGCGUCGGGGCUGCAGGAGCUGGCCCGGAGCUCCCGGCAGGCUCGGGGAUGAUGUCCCGCGUCGAGGAGGAGACGAGGGAGCACCUCGGGACGAGCGCGGCGGCGGCGGCUUUCAGCAGGCAGGUCAGCCACGUGUCCUCGGCGCGGGGGCGGGCGGGCGACCACCACAAGCCCGACAGCAUCAUGGACGACGACGAAGACCUCUCCGAUGACCAGGAGAGGAGCCACCGCGUGGACCACAGGAAAAGGUCUGUCGCAGGGCACGCCAGCGGCGGAACGGCCCGCGCCCAGGCCCACUCGGACAGCGCUGUGCUCGCUGUCGUGCUGAGGACCGUGUGCCUCCUGGCUGCGCUGAUGGCGUGCUUCGGCCUGGCGGUCGCGGCGACGGCCCGCGGCUGCAGCUGGGCCGCCUCCGCCGCCCUGCGCGACCCCGCCGGAGCGGCGCUCCUCGCCGCAGGUGCCGCGCGAGGGUGCGAGCCCGCAGAGCAGGUCGGUGGGUGCAGGGCUGUGCAAGCGAGGUGCCGGCCCUGGCGGGGCUCCGCCUGGGCCCCGCAGCGGGGCCGGCGCCCUGGUGACUCGGCCUGGCCUGGCCAGGGAAGCGUGUGCACCGGCCUUGGGCCUGGCAUGCGAGGCUUAAGACCGAGGCGAGGUCUAGGAUCGAGGUCGGCUCGGGGAGGGUAACCCCCGAAGGUUCUCCUCCGUGCCCGUGGUAGUUCCUCUGGUGCAUCCUCUUGGGGAGGGCACCCGCGAGGGAUCUUCUGCCCUGGGCUGUCUCGGCCGGCGGAGGGCCCCCGGCUGUCCGGCCGGCGGAGGAGGAGGAGGAGGAGCACUUCUCGGAAGCCCUGGCGCCUCCCGAGAAGUCUCCUGUGCCCUCGGGGAAGGCUCAGAAAGCCACGGAGCAGGCCAAGGGACUUCGGGCCCUCUGAGCAUGGAGAGUAGGAGAUCGACCACGGGAUUGCUCUGCCCCCAGAUUCGAACUGUCGCCGAACCGGCGGAAACUGC
Prorocentrum cordatum is the source of this 1400-nucleotide messenger RNA. The record is from the annotation of a GenBank genome assembly. Lineage: Eukaryota; Dinophyceae; Prorocentrales; Prorocentraceae.